AUGGGAGUCUGGACCUUAGGCACCAACAUCUUCUCAAGCCUCUGGGAGACGUAUGUGUCUCCAAGAAGCCCUGGAUGGAUGGCCUUUACCCAACACGUGGGCGUUUGCUGUUUUGUCGCUUUCAUUUCCGUGGGCCUCCUCUCUGGGGCCUUCUGCUGGUUCCUGUCCUCACUCAUCGUCUUCAUCACCUCCUGGAUGGCCACGUGUGUUCUGCUGUGCUGCUCCAAGCACGCACGGUGCUUCCUUCUGCUGUUCUUCCUCUCGAGCGGCCUGCGUGAAGGCAGGAACGCUUUGAUCGCUGCCGGCACCGGGGUGGUCAUCUUCGGACACGUGGAAAAUAUCUUUCACAACUUUAAAGGGCUCCUGGACAGUAUGACUUGCAACCUGAGGGCAAAGAGCUUUUCCAUCCAUUUCCCACUUUUGAAAAAAUAUAUCGAAGCCAUUCGGUGGUUGUAUGGCCUUGUCACUCACCUGAGUCUAUUUGAUGACCUUGUGUCUUGGAACCAGACCCUGGAGGUCUCGCUUUUCAGUCCCAGCCAAGCCCUGGAGGCUCAGCUCGACGGCGCCACGGACAGAGCCCUGGGGGUCUUGUACCAGGUGGUGACGGCGACGGAGGCGCUGUGCUCCCUGGGGCGGCAGGUCCUUGCCCUCACGGCGCUGCUGCUGCUACUGCUUGGCACCGGCCUCUUCAUGAAGCGAUUCUUGGCCCCUUGCAGCUGGAAGUUUGAGAACAUCUACCUCACCAGGCAAUUUGUGCAGCUGGAUGAAAGGGAGAGGUGUGAACAGAGGCCCUGUGUCCUCCCGCUGAAUAAGCAGGAAAGGAAGAAGUAUGUCCUCGUCCCGUCUUUCUGGCUGACUCCUAAAGACAGGAGGAACCUGGGGCUCUUUUUCUUCCCGGUCCUUACCCACCUCUAUAUCUGGUUGCUGUUUGCAGCUAUAGAUUAUCUGCUAUACUGGCUCAUUUCCUCCAUGAGCAAACAUUUCCAAAGCUUGCCAGGGCUCGAGGUGCACUUGAAACUGCACAGACAGGAACAAGGGACUCAAGACAUCAUCCAUGAUUCUUCCUUUAAUAUAUCUCUGUUUGAACCGACCUGCAUCCCUAAACCGAAGCUCCUUCUGUCUAAGACCUGGAUUCCUCUCAGCAUCAUCCUUGUGAUACUAGUGACACUAGGACUGUUGUCCUCCGUCCUGAUGCAACUUAAAAUCCUGGUGUCAGCAUCCUUCUACCCAAGCGUGCAGAGGGAGCGCAUGCAAUACCUCCAUAAGAAGAUACUGAAGAAAAGAUCAAAGCAGCCAGUGGGAGAAGUAAAAGGGAAACUGAGUCUGUGCUUUACAAAGAUUCAUUUCUGGCUUCCGGUCUUGGAAGUGAUUGGGAAGAAACAAAUGGACAUUGCCAGUGAAAACAACCCAGAAGAGACCCCACACAGCUCUUCGUCCACCCUGUGCCAGCAAGUCUUCUCAAGGCUACUGACAGCAGCCCGUUCUCAUCCCCAGCAAGAGAGAACUGCACAGCAGGGUCCUUCAGUGGCUUGA
Molecule: messenger RNA, 1533 nt
Organism: Rangifer tarandus platyrhynchus (Svalbard reindeer)
Lineage: Eukaryota; Metazoa; Chordata; Mammalia; Artiodactyla; Cervidae
Source: the annotation of a GenBank genome assembly